This is a messenger RNA of Perognathus longimembris pacificus (Pacific pocket mouse), 2991 nucleotides long. It is a transcript of the gene Mob1b, whose product is annotated as MOB kinase activator 1B. NCBI's taxonomy places the organism in Eukaryota, Metazoa, Chordata, Mammalia, Rodentia, Heteromyidae. The transcript has 6 exons. The coding region runs from base 91 to 741 and encodes 216 amino acids. Gene Ontology annotation, biological process: positive regulation of protein phosphorylation; hippo signaling. The record is from RefSeq and is a predicted model, not a curated record. Gene Ontology annotation, cellular component: cytoplasm; nucleus. Gene Ontology annotation, molecular function: protein kinase activator activity.
CCUCCGCCCCCCCUCGGCGGCGGCCCGGCCCCGCGCGUCCUCCGCCGCGUCCCCGAGGCCGCGCCCCGCGCGCCCCGCGCCGCGGCCGACAUGAGCUUCUUGUUUGGCAGUCGCUCCUCUAAAACUUUUAAACCAAAGAAGAACAUCCCAGAGGGGUCUCACCAGUAUGAACUCUUAAAACAUGCAGAAGCUACCCUUGGCAGUGGCAAUCUUCGCAUGGCAGUCAUGCUUCCUGAGGGGGAGGAUCUGAAUGAGUGGGUUGCAGUCAACACUGUGGAUUUCUUCAAUCAGAUCAACAUGCUUUAUGGAACCAUUACAGACUUCUGUACAGAAGAGAGUUGUCCGGUGAUGUCAGCUGGACCAAAAUAUGAGUAUCAUUGGGCAGAUGGAACAAACAUAAAGAAGCCUAUUAAGUGCUCUGCGCCAAAAUAUAUUGAUUACUUGAUGACCUGGGUUCAAGACCAGUUGGAUGAUGAGACAUUAUUUCCAUCAAAAAUUGGUGUUCCAUUCCCAAAGAACUUCAUGUCUGUGGCAAAAACUAUACUUAAACGUCUCUUUAGGGUUUAUGCUCACAUUUAUCAUCAGCAUUUUGAUCCUGUGAUCCAGCUUCAGGAGGAAGCACAUCUCAACACAUCUUUCAAGCACUUUAUUUUUUUUGUACAGGAAUUCAACCUUAUUGACAGAAGAGAACUUGCACCACUCCAAGAACUGAUUGAAAAACUCACCUCUAAGGACAGAUAAAAGGAUGCAAGAAUGUGAAAGUUGUUUCUCAUGUGAAGCAGUGUGGAGUGCAUUUGGGUUUUUGUAGUAUUUCAUUUGGAUUGUUCUUGUUGGGUUUUGGGGAUUGCUUGGGUUUCCUUUUCUUUACUUUGAAUAUAUGAAACCAUCUUCUAUUGCUACUGGAAGCCAAGAACCAUUUGCUACAUUUGAAAGGGGUAAAUUUUGUCUUAGUGGAAUACAGUAUUUUGUUUUAAACCUGGCUUUGGUUACUUAAGGACUUUCUUAAAAAAGAAAAUUGUGUGUGGAAAAAAAGCUUACUGACUGAACUGCUGAUGUGUUGGGGUCUGUGUUGUGUAAAUUGUGGCCCAUUUUUGAAGUCUCCAAAAGAUUUAUGUUUUUAAGUGCCUUGGCAGGCUCACUUCUGAGGUGCAAAGCACGGACAUAGACCUGAACAGAACUCAAAAUAAUAUUAGGAUUACUACCCAGGGCACUUACUGGUGCAUGUUGUAAAAUAAUAUCAUAAAAGCCAUAGUUUGCCUAAAUUGAUGAUCUCCAGCUUUUACUACAUUGAAAAAAACAUAGUUUGUAAAGGUGUGCAUGUAGAACAUAAAAAAUGUAAAACAAAAAUUAUUUCUUAAUUAUUUUUUAUAUUGACAGUAACACAUUCUGUUCAACAAAUGCUUAAAGUUCUACAAGCAGGUCUUUUUCCAUCUCUUAAUAUCUGUGAUAUUGAAACUUGAAGAUGUUGAAAUGUAAUACCUGUUGCAUUUUGGCUUCUUUCUACAUAUUAACUGCACUGUAAGUGUAAAACUUCAGGUUAUAUAUAAGGUUGCAUCUUCAGAGGUGACGCUGAACUGUGAGGUUUCCUAGCAAUUGCCAAAUGAGCCAUACGUCUGCAGAAUCCCUUUCUACUUCAAAGAGGAGGGAAAAGGAGAGUGUGCUUGAUUUGAAGUAGGUUGUUAAGGGAAUUAGAGAUAGGAUUAAGUAUGGAGAGUCAAGUGGCUAGAAAGUCCUAUCUUACAACCCUGAUAUAGAAUGGUAUGAGGUUUUAAUAAAUUACUUGUAAACAGUCUUAGAGACUUCCUUUUAGAAAUCAACUUCCAUGAGAAGUUAAAAAUAAAUUAUUAAUUUUAGGUACAAAUAUUAACCAUAGGAAAUUGGUCACUUUGUAGCAUUUCCAUUCAGUGAAUGGAGUUGGUGUUUUCCUAUCAUUUUAAAAUGAUACAGUACCUUUUUUGCUUAUUUUAGGCCCAGUUUGAAGCAUUCUGACUUCUGAUUUUUCCACUGUGAAAGGAAAUAUUUUUCUUUGCAGUAAUAUCAAACAAUGAAAAAUGCUAACGUAGUAGUUAUACUUUUAAAUUUGCUAUGACUUCUAGUGAGUUACUACUAUCAAUAACUUAGUUUUUAGAAUAAAUGCUGUUUUUUUCCUUCAGUUUCAUUUUUGAGAGACCUUUUACAGAUUUUGAAUUCUCAGAUUUUUUGUUUUGAUAAAUCUGCUUCCUCAGAAGUAUAUACUAUUCCUUCCAUUAGAAAUAUAUACCUUUUCCCUGGCAGGCUAGAAAUGCUUGUUCUGAAAUUGUAUAGCUUCUAACCACUUAGCAGGAAAGAAUCUAGAGUGAAGUAAAUCUGUUUCUGACAUUCAACUGUGAUAAAAUGAAAUGCCCUUGCAAUAAUAAUUACUGGAACUGCCUUUUUCUCCAUUCAUUUCUAUCAUUUUUUUUUACCUACCAAGUACUAAUAUAUAUCAGGAAACCCAGCAGAGGCAAAUAUAUUGUGCAUUUAUUGGUAAUACUUAGGAGAGCUAGCUGAUUCCUUAAAACAUGUUUCAGUAUUUGAAGAAAUAUCAACCAUUGUUGGCUAAUUGAGAAAUAAAAUGUCAUAAUUUUUCAGUUCCAUCUACUAUAGGAAUGAAGCAAAAUGAUAAGUCAAAUUGUCUUCCAUGCUGCUUUUGACUUUAUUAACAACCUAGUAAUGAAAGAGUUGAAAUAGCCAAGUGUAGGGUGAAAAGUUUUUCUUGUUCUUUUUUAAGCCUUAUAUAGUAGUACAGUAUGAAAAUGGAAAAAUAUUCUGUAAAUUAUGAUUGGUACUAGGGUUUACUUUCCUAAUAUAUGUAGAUAGGAUUUUGUUUUCACUGUACCAGAAUCUCAGGUGCCGGUUUCCAACUUAAUCAGUGAUUGGGAAGGAGGAGGUCUGUCUGCUUAUGGUAACAAAGCAUCGAAAUUCUCCUAGGGAGUGGCUUUGCCUUAGUCUAUGGUGUCAGGUGAAAGAAAG